AUGGAAACACUAAGUAACAACGUGGUUGCUGAAAGACACAUCAUCAGAAACCUAUCGCCUGGGAAACAUCUUCACCAUGACUACCUCAUCACUUGCCAACACCUGCCAACACCUGAACUUUAUAGACUAUCAUUCAGUUCUCACAAAAAGCGAAACAUGAAGCAAAGAAAUGAGCCACACGUGAUCUUUCACCUGGUGGAGAUUCUUGAGCAGAUCCUUUUGGAAACAGAUGCACGAACCCUGUUGACCUCCGCCCAGCUCGUGUGUUAUAAAUGGCAUGAGCUCAUCAAGAAGUCGCCCCGUAUUCAGACUACGUUGUUCUUCAACCCGUGCAGGAACCCAGAUCAGCCAAGCACCAGGAACCCAUCUAUAAGAGAAAUUAUCAGCAAGUUCACUACCCUCACGGCGCAACCAUGCUUGCUUCGUCCAGAGGCCAGCUGGAGGGGAAUGCUACCUCAGCAGCCGCCCGUGUCGUUUAUCAAGAUACGUCACGCUCACUCAGAGAAUCAAGAUGAUGUGGUAGAGAUCACGCCGGUGGAGGAAUUACGGAUGGAACAUCUUGCCGAUGCGAUGGGAUCUUAUGAGGCCAGAGUACUCUAUGGGAUACGGAAGUUCUCCUCUGCCCUCUUACAUCGCCCAGUAAACCCGGUAAUCUUGCUUAAUGACGGGUCGGUUCUUGAUGCAGACGAAAAUUAUGGGUUGUUGGUGUAUGAUCCUCCGAUGAGUGUAAUGGACAUGCUGUUCAACCGGCUGGAGGGUUGUCACUCUACGGUUAAGCGUGAUCCUCGACGGUGGUAG
Messenger RNA from Aspergillus caelatus, 798 nucleotides. RefSeq lists its product as uncharacterized. The transcript is spliced from 3 exons. The record is from RefSeq and is a predicted model, not a curated record. NCBI's taxonomy places the organism in Eukaryota, Fungi, Ascomycota, Eurotiomycetes, Eurotiales, Aspergillaceae. The coding region runs from base 1 to 798 and encodes 265 amino acids. Gene Ontology annotation, molecular function: protein binding.